This is a messenger RNA of Closterium sp. Yama58-4, 3555 nucleotides long. The record is from the annotation of a GenBank genome assembly. Lineage: Eukaryota; Viridiplantae; Streptophyta; Zygnematophyceae; Desmidiales; Closteriaceae.
AUGAACUCGAGGGAAAACAAGAGCAGCCGACCAACCUCCACUGCUCCUAAUUGCUUCGCGCUAUCUGCGAAGUCGCCGAAUUUACUUGCACAUAGCAACACGCAGGGUCAUGCACUAUCUGCUCCACAUGACCAAACCAGUGAUUCCUCGAACGGCCUUAAAACAUCCCGCGCGGAUGCAAUUCAUGGAAAAUCGUCACACGGAUUGUCAAAAACGGGCAGGACAAUCAGGCGUGAGGGGUCCGCUGUUCAAGCGAACUCGCCAGUAGCAGCAGCACCGCCGUCAGGAACAGCAUCACCGACCACCGCCUCUUCCCCCUCCUCCGUCAACGUUUCGCUCGGCGAUGCGAGAGCAACGCCCGCCGCCCUUCCCCACCCACCCUCACAGAACGCCUCGCUCGCCGCCGCUGCUGCCGCUGGCGACGCUGCGGCGGGUGCGGCUGGCGCGGGUCCGUCCGCUGACGCCACCGCAGGAGCAGGUGAUGGCGCGCGCGUGCAUAAGAGCGCGGAUGCGGACACGGCGCAAGCAGGAGCAGGUGGGCGCGAGGGCGUGGCGGUAACCAGCGGUGCUGGCGGAAGCGAGGCAGUGCAUGCGAGGGCAGAGUCAGGACAGACAUCGGUGGGCGCGGAUGAGACGCGCGCGCAUGGCGCGGUGGCGGGGAGUGCAGGUGGCAAGGUGGCUGGCGAUGGUGAGAAGCUCGAGGAGCGGAGUACCAAGGGGAAAGGUGGGGCUGGGAACGCGCAGCAGGCAGACAGCUCAGAGCAGACACCUACUGGGGACAGUGCACCUGACGCGGCAGCCUUGGCGCCUGGUGCCACGAAUUCCACUUCAGAUCGCCCUGUCGACGGCACUGGCACUUACAUGAACAAGGAGAAGGACAGAGUCAACGAGGGCGAUAAGGAAGACAAAGAGGGCGCCAAGGAGGACAAGGUCAACGACGACGAUGACGACCCCAACUGCCACCGCGUGCGCACCCUGCUCACCCCCGCGGAGCAGUGCGCGUACGUGACCACGCACCUGCCCUGCCAGCUGGGCUCCUGGAUUCACUACCUCGCGCUCUACUACUGCCGCUCGCUCGCCCUCACGCGCGCUGUCACUGCGGCGGGCAUGGCGGUGUGGCUGGGCGCGCUGUUCUUCAUGCUGGGCAACACCGCGGCGGACUUCUUCUGCCCAUCGCUCGAGCAGCUCUCACACCUGCUGCGCCUGCCGGCCACUGUCGCCGGUGUUACUCUGCUGCCUCUCGGCAACGGCGCACCGGACGUGUUUGCCAGCAUAGCAGCGUUCGUGGGCACGGGGCAGGGGCAGGUGGGGCUGAACAGCGUGCUGGGCGCCGCCACCUUCGUGUCCUGCGUGGUAGCAGGGGCUGUCUGCAUCGUCGCUGCCGUGGCUGCUGCUGCCCGGGCCAGGGCUGCAGGUCCGGCGGGGGCGAAGAGGCUGGUGGACGCCACAGUGGUGGACGGGCCCUCGUUUAUCAGAGACGUCUGCUUCUUCAUCACUGCCCUCCUCGUGCUGUUUGUGAUAGUGUGUAUGGGGUCCGUGCACCUGUGGACCGCCCUCCUCUUCUUCUCCAUCUACAUUGCCUACUGCUGCUGCGUCGCCUCCUUCCAACUCUCCUCCUCCUCUUCCUCUUCCGCCGCCGCUGCCUCUGCAACCACCCACCAUCCUGCCCACCUCCCUGCUUCUUCCCACCUGCACCAGCCGCUGCUGCCUGUCGACCAGUGGGAGGCAGGCGCGGGAAUGCACCGGGCACCAGGGGCGGCAGCAGGGGUCGGGGCGAAGGGGGGGAGGCUUGGGGGGGACGAGGAGGAGGAGAUGGAGGGUGGGGAUGGGCAGGGAGGAGAGGGUGGUGAGGGCGGGGAAGGCGGGGAGGGAGCAGCGCAUGCGCAUGCACUACCGCAGUGGAUGUGGACGAGAGAUGUGCGCAUCUUUCAGUUGGAGCCACAGCACGGGGCGGGGCAUGAGGUGGCGGGGCGGGCAGCGUUCAUGGAAAUGGAGGAGGGCGCGGAUGGCGAUGCUGCUGGGGGGGUGCGGCCGCUGUGGGGAUGGGGCUCGGAUGAUGAGGAGGAGGAGGAGGAAGAGGAUGACGAGGAAGAUGUGCUGCAUUCGCCCCCAUCAGCACCUGUCCUCUCAGCUCAGGGCAUCGCCUACUGGUUCUUCUGCCUGCCUGCCAUGCUCCCGCGCCUGCUCACCAUCCCUCUCCUCCCUCGCGACUCACGCAGCCGCGUCCUCUCCCUCCUCUCCCUCGCCCUCGCCCCUCUCUUCUUCCUCCUAGUGCUCCAAGGCCCCUUCCUCUCCCCUCUGCCACUCUCUCUCGCUGCUGCCUCGGGCGCUUUCCUCUCUCUUCUCGGCCUCCUCGCCUCCUCAGGCCCUUCCGGUGCAAAGCACCUCUCAGCAGCAGUGCUCGGGCCAGCUUCGCACCACCACACCCACCACCACCGCUCUGCAUCCCUCCGCAUCCCGCCGCGUGUGCUGGGGCUGCUGUGGGUGGUGCCAGGGUUUGUGAUGAGUGUAGUGUGGUUCUAUGUGGUGGCGAACGAGCUAGUGGCGCUGCUGGUGUCAGCUGCUAUAGUGCUGCGGGUCAGCUCAGCUGUUCUCGGCCUCACACUGCUCGCGUGGGGCAAUUCUAUCGGAGAUUUCGUUGCUAAUCUAGCUCUCGCGUAUGGCGGAGGGGCAAUUGGGGGAGGUGGAGGGAUUCGCGGGCGGAGUGAGCGGGCGGCAGAGAGAGUGCAGAUAGCCUGGUCUGGGUGUUAUGCCGGGCCUAUGUUCAACACGCUUGUGGGGAUUGGCAUGUCUCUUGUUCUCACCUCCUGGCAUUCCUAUCCGCAUGCGUUUGUGAUCCCUGAAGACCCCACGCUGCCGUAUACGUUCGUUUUCCUCCUUUUCGGGUUGCUGCUCUCGCUGCUUGUGCUUCCCCUCUCCGGCUUCCGCCUCACUCGACCAUUGGGGGCGUCCCUUAUAUUUGUAUACUUUCAGAGCGACAGAUACCCGCCAACCGCGCGCGUUGCGCAACACUUCCCUCCGCGCCCUCUGCACUACAAUCCUGCCGUCGCCACCAUGCCGCCCAAAAUGGAUCCCACGGCCAUUGUGGACGUGUUCGUCCGCGUGACGGGCGGCGAGGUCGGCGCGGCCUCGUCGCUCGCUCCUAAGAUCGGUCCGCUGGGUCUGUCGCCCAAGAAGAUAGGAGAAGAUAUCGCCAAGGAGACUGCUAAGGAGUGGAAGGGGCUGCGCGUUACCGUCAAGCUGACCGUGCAGAACCGACAGGCUAAGGUUUCCGUCGUUCCUAGCGCCGCGGCUCUGAUCAUUAAGGCUCUUAAGGAGCCGGAGCGCGACCGGAAGAAGACGAAGAACAUCAAGCACAACGGUAACAUCUCCAUGGAUGACGUCAUCGAGGUCGCGCGCGUGAUGCGGCCACGAUCGAUCGCGAAGGAGCUUACCGGCACGGUGAAGGAGAUUCUGGGAACGUGCGUGUCGGUGGGUUGCACUGUGGACGGCAAGAGCCCUAAGGACGUGCAGCAAGAGAUCGACGACGGCGAGAUUGAGAUUCCCGCCAACUAG